Molecule: messenger RNA, 997 nt
Organism: Neopsephotus bourkii (Bourke's parrot)
Lineage: Eukaryota; Metazoa; Chordata; Aves; Psittaciformes; Psittacidae
Product: tubulin monoglycylase TTLL3-like
Exons: 3
Coding region: 16-747 (243 amino acids)
Biological process (GO): cilium movement; cilium assembly; protein polyglycylation
Cellular component (GO): cilium
Molecular function (GO): protein-glycine ligase activity, initiating
Source: RefSeq, a predicted model, not a curated record
CUGCCGCAGCUCCGCAUGGAGGGUGAUCACAACCUUUGGAUCGUCGAGGCUGGAGCCCAGUCCUGCGCUAGAGGCAUCAUCACCUGCACGGCGCAGCUGGAGGAGGUGCUGGAGCUGGCAGAGAAACGCCUGACACCGCCGCUGACCGUCCUGGGCACCGAGUUCGACCUUCGGCAACAGCUUCUGGUGAGCGACUGGAGCCUGCUCACCGUCUGGUUCUACCGGGACAGCUACGUGCGCUUCUGCUCCCGGCCCUUCUCCAUGCACUGCCUGCAUCGCUCCCAGCAUCUCUGCAACGUCGUCAUCCAGAAGCAGUGGAGGCUGGCUCGGGGCCGGCAUCCCAGACUGCCCCGUGACAUGAUCUGGUCCAGCCAGCAGUUCCAGCUGUACCUUCAGGGAGCGGGACACGCAGAGGUCUGGGAGAAGCUCAUUGUCCCUGGCAUGAAGGAGGUGCUGGUGCCUGCCCUGCGCAGCACCCAGGAGCUGGUGGAGGUGCGCAAGGGCAGCUUCGAGCUCUACGGAGCGGACUUCACGUUCCAGGAGAAUUGCCAGCCCUGGCUGCUGGAGAUCAACACACAUCCAUCCCUGGAGCCCUGCUCAACGGUGCCCCGGCGGCUCUGUGCCGCUGUCCUGCGUGACGCGCUGCGCCUGGUCCUGGACCACAAGGAGAACCCUGUCUGCUCCACCAGUGCCUUCGACCUCAUCUACAAAGAGGUGGGUUGGGGGGCUCUGGGGUGGGCACCCUGAGCCCCCACUCCCCGCCCAAACAUGAGCAGCUUGUGCCCAGACAGCCAAGAAGCCACCAGCAUCCUGGCCUGUCCCAGCACCAGUGUGGCAGCAGGGCCAGCGCAGUGACUGUCCUCUGCUUUUCCAACCCACUUCUUCCAUUUCUUGCUGCAGGCAACAGUGGCCGCGCCUCCUGAUGUGGGGCUGGAGCAGCUGGUGGAAGGCUACUCACUAAUGAAGCCCCAGCUGGAAGAGCAACAACCCCAGGCCA